Peromyscus californicus insignis is the source of this 5918-nucleotide messenger RNA. Its product is annotated as trifunctional nucleotide phosphoesterase protein YfkN-like. The record is from RefSeq and is a predicted model, not a curated record. The coding region runs from base 2788 to 4599 and encodes 603 amino acids. Gene Ontology annotation, molecular function: hydrolase activity. Gene Ontology annotation, biological process: nucleotide catabolic process. Lineage: Eukaryota; Metazoa; Chordata; Mammalia; Rodentia; Cricetidae. The transcript has 8 exons.
AUCAGUCCAUAGAGAUAGCAUUGAAUUUAUAGGUCAGUUUAGAUAGAAUCUUAAUAAUAAAUCUUUAAGUCCAUCACACACGUGGACUAUCUCUCCAUUUACUUACAACUUCAUUGUUUCUCAGCAGCAAUACCCUACAAAUUUUGGUGUACAAAGCAGCUGCUUCUUUUAAAGUUAGUUGUAUAUACUUUCGUUCCUUUGAAUACUAUUUUGACUUGAAUUUUAUUGCUCUGAUUUUCAGAUUGAUGGUUGGUAGUAUAAAGAACUAUGAUAAGCUUCUGCAAACUAGUCUUGUAUACUGUAUACUUUACUGAACUACUCUAUGAAUUCAAACACAUAUACAUAUUUACUUUUCAAAACAAACUUUUAAUUUAAAAGAAUUUAGAUUUAUAGAAUUCUUGUGAAGAUAGAAAAGGGCCUUUCUACACACACCAUUCAUGUAGUUUAUUUAUUUGUACUUGGAUACCCCAGACUUUUCUACAUAUAGAAUUAUAUCAUAUGCAAAUAACAAGUGUAGCUAGAGUUUCCCUGCCUGGCCCACAGUCAGGACAAAUCUCUCUCACCUGCCAGUCCCACAGCCGCUCAGACCCAACCAAGUAAACACAGAGACUUAUAUUGGUUACAAACUGUAUGGCCGUGGCAGGCUUCUUGCUAACUGUUCUUACAGCUUAAACUAAUCCAUUUCCAUUAAUCUAUACCUUGCCACAUGGCUCAUGGCUUACCGGCAUCUUCACAUGCUGUUUGUCAUCGUGGCGGCUGGCAGUGUCUCUCUGACUCAGCCUUCCACUUCCCAGCUUUAUUCUCCUCCUUGUCCUGCCUAUACUUCCUGCCUAGCCAAUGGCCAAUCAGUGUUUUAUUUAUUGACUAAUCAGCAACACAUUUGCCAUACAGAACAUCCCACAGCAAACAAGAGUAUUAAUUCAUCAUGUUUUCAAAAUCUGCACCACACUACAGUCUCACCAAUAGUGUGUAAGAGUUACUUCCCCCACCUCAGCGACACUUUAAAUCAUUUGUUUCUUGAUGAUAAUCCUUUUGACUGGGAUGAUAUGGAAUUGAAAAAUAGUUCUAAUUUGUAUUUCUUUUAUGGCUAAAGAUGUUGAACACUUUAAAAAUGUUUAUCAGCUAUUUGAACUCUAGAUGAGGAUUUAUCUUAAAGUGUUUGAUUUUCUUUUGAAAACUUUGUUCAGUUCAUUAGCCCAGUUUUUGACCAGUUUAUUUUCUUCUUAUUUUUUGAGAAUCUAUAUGUUUGUGAAUUCUAGAUAUUAAUCCUUUGUUGGAUAUAUAGAUGGCAAAAGUUUUUUCCAUUCACUUAAUUGUUUUGUAAAACCCAACGUUCUGUUAAAACAGUGGUGGUGAUAAGGCCAGGCUUAUUAAUUUAUUGUUGGUUUUAUAAGGAAUAUAUUUAAAGUUAGUUUAGUAGAAUUUGGCUGUUGGCUUAUCAAAAUAAGAAAGGUUCUUUCAUUCCUUAGGUAGCUACACAUUUUUAAAUAAUAGCUGAUUAACUUGUCAAAUAUUUCUUACACAAUUUGCCACUAAUGACUUUCUAUUUUAAGAUGUUUUAUGCUGAAUUACAUUGAUAGAUUUUUGUUGUAAAUCCUUAUGAUUUUGAGGUAAACUAAGCAAUACCAUUUUAACAUGUACUGUUAGAUUUAGUUUUUAAAAUUUAUUUUAUAACCACGUUUAUCAUAAGUUUAUAGGUUUAUCUUUUUUGUUGCUUGGCUUUUGAAUUUUGCUUAUACAAACUUUCCAGAAGACUGACCUGCUCUGUACAAAUAUUGUUGGCCUCUAGGUUUAUAGGAGGGGGGUGUAGCCACUUACCCAAUUUUUUAAUUUUAUUUAUUUGUUCAAGUUUUAUUUUUAUUUUUCAAAGUUGGCACUUUGUAUUCUAGAUGUAUCCAUUUAAUUCAAGUUCAAUUGAACAAAUGUCUGGCUGGCAGUAUUCCAAGAGGUUGCCGCACUCUGGGGUACCUCAUUGAUCGCCUGGAUGGACUCCACCAGGCCACAAUAAUUGCGUAAAAUGUAAUUCAAUAAAAGCAUUAGUUUUCACUUGCUCUGUUUUCUCUCUCUCUCUCUCACACACACAAAAUGUCAGACCCCACAGAACAGUAUUUCAGGGUCAGAAUGUUAGAUGUGUUAAAGAAAGCUACAGAUGAAGAAUCUCUUGGUAAAUCAGAAAACUGGUUGUGAAAAUUGCCUGGAUCUUAAAUAAAACCGAAAAAAGGAAAUGACAUUUGGAUUAUGGGAGGCAGAAAAGGGCCCCAGAGAUUCCCACAAGGUCUGGAAAGAACAGGGUAAGGGCAAGGUGAAAUUAUGCCGAGUCCCCCAGGAUGAGGACUGGGUUUGUUUUGAUGUUUUUGGAAUCAGCACCAACCAGCAUCAGUCUGGGAUCAGUUAUUAAAUCAAUGGAUACCCAGGACCCCUCAGGCAGAUAGAAAUCAAACAUUUGGGUGUAGAAAAAAAUGUAUUUGAGGUCUUUAAUAGUUGUCCUAUUUUCCUGUAAAAAAAGCGGGGGAGACACGUGCAUUUGAAAAAUAUUUACUCAGCAAGAUGCAAAAGAAAUGAGCGUUGACUAUUUUCCUACAACUAUGACCUCAUUCUGCCAAAGAAGAAGCAAGGGGCAUCAGGGCUUCCGUUGGGCUCUAACGGCUGUCAGGUACAGGGAGGCCACCCCUUGCCCUAGACACAGUCAGGCAAGCACAGAAGCCUGGGUCAGGAGCAACACAGGCCUCAACCCAUGACCCAGGCCCAGCAAGUGCUGCUGCGCAUGCUCCAGCUGCUAUCCUGCGCAUGCGUACAGGGUCGCCCGGCUCAGGGAGAGGCUUCCUACGCUGUGCCUGGGAGAUGGAGACGGUGGAGGAGGAGGCCCCAAUGCUGGCACCGCCUCAGCCCGCAGAGCUGGAUGAAGAGCUCUCUCCGGGUACUCGGGGGAACCAGUCAGGAGACAUGGACUCCUAUGACUUGACCAUCCUUCAUUUUAAUGAUGUGUACGAUGUGGACCCGAGUGCUGAAGAGCCUGUAGGAGGCGCUGCUAGGUUUGCCACAGCUGUGAAAAAGUUCAGCCUCCUGAAUCCACUCUUGAUUUUCAGUGGUGACUGCUUAAAUCCUUCAGUUCUAAGUACAAUAACAAAAGGCAAGCACAUGAUUUCUAUAUUAAAUGAAUUGGGAGUACAUUUUGCAGUUUUUGGAAACCAUGAGUUUGAUUUUGGUGUUGAUAUUUUGGAAGACUACAUGAAACAAAUGCACUUCACGUGGUUUCUCAGUAAUGUCCAUGACAGAUUUACUUCUGAACCUCUUGGCCAUGGUACAGUAAAAAAGAUAGUUAAUUGGAACAAUCUGAAGAUUGGCUUAAUGGGACUAGUUGAAGAAGACUGGCUUGAUACUCUGGCUACCGUUAACAAGUCUAAUGUAAGCUAUAAAGAUUAUGUCGAAGCUGCUAAUGAGCUAGCAGUAGAGCUGAGAGAAGAAGGAGCCGACCUUGUGAUUGCUAUGACACAUAUGAAGUGGGGGAACGACACAAGGCUUGCCCAGCGAGCCGAAGGGCUCGACUUGAUUCUGGGAGGCCAUGACCACGAAUAUGGGAUCAGGAAAGUGAAUGAGACUUGGAUUGUCAAAAGUGGAUCUGAUUUUAAAAAUCUGACCAAAAUAAACAUACGGCUAUUUGAUGCCUCUUUCCAAUAUGUGUUUGAGAAAGUGGAUGUUGUGAGUUAUUUGGAAGAAGAUUCAUAUAUUAAAGCAAUAGUAAGAGAUUUUACUCAAAACAUACAGUAUAUGUUAAAAGAAGUUCUCUGCCCAAUUGACAUGGAAUUAGAUGGCCGUGAAAUUACAGUCAGAAGAUGUGAGAGCAAUCUUGGAAAUCUGGUGACGAAUGCAAUGUUAGAGGCCACACGUGCUGAUGUAGCACUUCUUAAUUCAGGCACUCUCAGAUCUGAUAGGAUACACCCACCAGGAAAUUUCACUCUGUAUGAUCUUUUGGCUGUACUUCCCAUAGUGGACCCAGUUUUGGUUAUUAGAGUAACGGGGUCACAGCUACUUGAAGCACUGGAAAAUGGGGUUUACAAGUACCCAGCUCUAGAUGGGAGAUUUCCUCAAGUUGCUGGGAUAGAAUUUGGAUUUGAUCCAGAUGCAGAACCAGGACACCGAGUCAUAAGAGACACUGUGAAAGUUCAAGGACAGUACUUGCGGAGAAAAAAGGUCUAUCUUCUGGCCAUUAAGGAGUACAUUGCAAAUGGCAAAGAUGGCUACAGUAUGUUUAAAAGUUGCCCUCGAAUGUUUGACACCGAAACUGCACAGGUGCUGUCUACAGUCGUCAUGAAUCACUUUGAAUCAAUCAAAAUUUUGCAAGGAAGGAAGAAGUGUGUUUCAGGCCAUCGAAUGAAUUUGAUUAUGACAACGGACAAAUCCCCGUCACUGACAGCCUUUGAGGAAGAAUCCGAUGAACCAUCAGGAGUAAUUGCAGUGCCUGGCAUAGAAGGAAGAAUAUGUCAUAUUUCUCCAGACAUGAAAGAACAUUUGCACCAACUUAGAACUGCAAGGAAGCAAGGUCUAAGGACUUUCCCCACCAUUAGUGAUAAUGCAUCUGAGAAUUCCGAUUCUGACUAAAUGUAAUAUCGUUAGUAUGUUUUGUUAGUGCACAAAUGAGUUGGACCACUUUUAGCAGUGUUGAGCGUAGUUACAGAAUCUUGGUUAUUUGUAUCAUUCUGGAAUUGAUGUUAAUUCUAAGGAUAUUACUCUAAAUGUUCUUUUCAUUUAAUUUUUACCAAGUCAUGUAACUUUUGACUCUUCAUUGUGUUGUGCCAGAAACAUUAGCAAACAUUUGUGAUUUAAGUAUAGACAGUAUGCUGUUUAUUGUUAAAUGAAAUUCAUGCUCACCUUUUCAUAGUAUUUAUUUGUAUAUUAAUUUUUCUCUUAAUAUUGCUUAUUUUUCUGUCCAAAUGAAAUAUAUAUGCAUAUAUUUCCUCUCAUUAUUGGUUUAAUUAUAAUUCUUUCAACCUUGUUGGAACUCCAUGAUACAGUACAUGAAUCUAUUUUCUUGUUAGGAGUCCUGAGCUUUCAUGUUAAUGACUGGGAAGCAUGGGCUUUAUGGAGUAUAGUUACUAUUAUCAUUUUUACUAAGUAUGGUAGCCUUUCUUACUACAGUGAAACAAGGGUAUUAGUACUAUAGUAUUUACCAAUAAACUGUGUUAAAAAUUAGUUAAAACCAGACUGGACCAAAUUCACAGUUGGUUUGUUAUUGGUUAACUGGCGAUAAUUCCUAAAUUUACUUUUCCUUUGGCAGUUUUAAAAAUUAUGUUUGUAAGGAAAAAGUUCCAAUCCUUAAGUCUUCUGUCAUUUCCUCAGUUCAGAGCUAUACAUAGUGCAACUAGGGGAAAAAUCACUUCUGGUUUUGGAAGACCAUAUGUGCCUUCCUUUAAUUUGUGGGAAAUAAAAGGUAUGUCCAAUUAGUGUUUCUUUCAGUGAACAGUGGUGAGCACAGGAGCUGUGCAUACUAACCUGGCUAAGGUAAGUGGUGUGGCUUUCAUCUCAUCUGCUUUACUAUAACUGUGUUCAGAAGUGGAUUUGCAGACAUAAUGCUAUUUUCUGAGUUAUCAUGGAUGAUAGAAGACAAAAGUAGAAAACUUUGCUUCCAAUAUAAUGUAUUAAAUUAUUUGCCUCAUUUCAGUGAUAUAGUACCCUGACAAAAUUGGCUUAAGGAAGGAAGGGUUUAUUUGGGCUGAUGGUUCCAGGGAACAGUUCAUCAUAGCAAAGGAGACGUGGGACAGGAGUUUGAGGUGGUUGUUGGUCACAUUACUGUCACAGUCAGUGGGGAGGGAGAAAGAGAGAGGUGGGGGAGAUGCUGCUUCAAACUUUUUCUCCUUUUUAUUUUGUUUUGGAACUCCAGCCCAUGGAAUCUUGCCACCCACAUUUAGGGCGGGUCUUCC